Planococcus citri (citrus mealybug) is the source of this 1257-nucleotide messenger RNA. RefSeq names its product protein dissatisfaction-like. Lineage: Eukaryota; Metazoa; Arthropoda; Insecta; Hemiptera; Pseudococcidae. The record is from RefSeq and is a predicted model, not a curated record. The transcript is spliced from 9 exons. Gene Ontology annotation, molecular function: zinc ion binding; nuclear receptor activity; RNA polymerase II cis-regulatory region sequence-specific DNA binding. The coding region runs from base 62 to 1165 and encodes 367 amino acids. Gene Ontology annotation, biological process: regulation of transcription by RNA polymerase II; anatomical structure development; cell differentiation.
UGCGUCGUGCUGUGCGAAUUUCCAUCUCGCGUAUUAAUAUUUCAGGUGCCUCAUCAUACCUAUGGACAAGGACGCUGUUUGUCACGUAUGUGGCGAUAAAGCUUCUGGUAAACAUUACGGUGUUCCAAGUUGCGAUGGAUGUCGAGGAUUUUUCAAAAGAAGUAUUCGCAGGAACCUAGAAUACACGUGUAAAGAAGGAGGCAAUUGUUUAAUAGACGUGACUCGUCGAAACCAGUGCCAAGCCUGCCGAUUCGCCAAAUGUUUAAGAGUUAAUAUGAAAAGAGAUGCUGUACAACACGAGAGAGCUCCUAGAACGAGUAAUUCAACUAUUGAAGAAUAUAGUACCCAUUUGCCUUCAUCUUCGGUUACCUGGGAUCUAACUGUAAUACCUCAAUCGCAAAGUGUUUAUCAGAAUUUUAUACCGUAUCAUCCUCCGUAUAUUGUGCCUCAAAAUGUAGCAGCUUUACAAACUACCAUUGGUUCCAGUAAUUUUUUAAAAAGUCGUCAUUAUGGUAAUGAAAACGAAGUAACGAGUUCAGAAGAAAUUCGCAAUCAAAAUAAUGAAGGAACCUCCUCAGUUUAUGCUCCAUUUUCUGUGAAUUAUAUUUUAUCCAAAGAUAUAAACGAAUGUGCUUUAAAAAUAUUGACCUUUACCAUCAAAUGGACUAAAAGUAUACCAUCAUUUUUACAGUUGAACGAAAGAGAUAGAAGAACAUUGUUAAUUGAAACGUGGAAUGAAUUAUUCAUUCUGAACUCUAUUCAGUGGUCGUUUUCUAUUUACGAUGGCCUGUUGAGCUGCGCAAAUUACGCCCAGAAUUCUAAACUGCACGAAUUCCAAAAAAAGCUCAAAGAUAUUACAAUUCGUUUCCACUCGUUACAAAUAGACUACACCGAAUUCGCCUGCCUGAAAGCUCUAACAUUAUUCAAACCAGAUGCUCAAAAUUUACACGAUAGAUUUCACGUUGAAGUGUUACAAGACCAAACUCAAAUGAUGCUUCACGAGUAUUGCGCCAUCAGACAAAAUACCCGAUUUGGUAAAUUAUUAUUAUUGUUAAAAUCAUUGGGUUCUUUCGACAGUCGUACUACCGAAAAGCUGUUCUUCGAUGAUGAAAAAACUGGAGGUAUUUGUGUAAAAAACAUCAUAUUAGAAACAUGUCGACCUUAGGACAAUAUACGCUGACUCAGAACUAUAAUAAACUCGAGAUAACUACGUUAUGUACAUUUUUUUUAUUAACAGAAUAAAACUAAUCAACGUUU